This is a messenger RNA of Danaus plexippus (monarch butterfly), 677 nucleotides long. It is a transcript of the gene ND-B17.2, whose product is annotated as probable NADH dehydrogenase [ubiquinone] 1 alpha subcomplex subunit 12. Gene Ontology annotation, cellular component: membrane. Lineage: Eukaryota; Metazoa; Arthropoda; Insecta; Lepidoptera; Nymphalidae. Bases 85 to 528 code for a protein of 147 amino acids. The record is from RefSeq and is a predicted model, not a curated record. The transcript is spliced from 4 exons. Gene Ontology annotation, biological process: response to oxidative stress; mitochondrial respiratory chain complex I assembly.
AUGUCACCUUUCAUAUGUCAAGGGUUGUCAAAGAAGGUCAACAAUUAUUUGAUCGAACGAAAAUAAAAAUAAAAUUUUUCAAAAAUGUCUAAUUCUAUCGUCAAACUGUUGGCGUUAGAUAAACUAUUCAACUUAUUUAAUAUGGUCAAGCAGAAUGGUGGUAUCAGAGGAUCUUUGUACAAACUUUACAGGCAAGAAGAAUUGAAAGACGGCGUUUUAGUCGGUGAAGAUGAAUUAGGAAACAAGUACUACGAGAAUCCGCGCUACUUCUACAGCAGGAAUCGCUGGGUGGAAUACAAUGACAAAGCCUACUUGAACUAUGACGGCAGCCAAGUGUCCGCUGAAUGGUACGGCUGGCUUCAUUACAAAACCGAUCUUCCACCCCAUAAGGAUCCAAGCCGUCCUAAAUACAAAUGGAUGGCUGAAUUCACUGAGAACAUGUCUGGAACCACCGGCCAAUAUGUACCAUACAGCACAACUCGCGAAAAAGUUGAGGCUUGGGUACCGAAACAGAAAAGCAGUGCUUAAAAAAAUACACCUUCAACAAAUUAAACUUUUUUUUGCAAUAAAACCUCCUUUUACAGAUUUCGGCGCCAAUUUUUGACAUUUAAAGUGCAUUGCAAUUUGUCAUAGUUUAGUUGUAAGUAGAAAAUGAAAUAAAAUCUUGUUUUAUUUUU